Messenger RNA from Perca fluviatilis (European perch), 2145 nucleotides. It is a transcript of the gene zdhhc16b, whose product is annotated as zinc finger DHHC-type palmitoyltransferase 16b. The record is from RefSeq and is a predicted model, not a curated record. Gene Ontology annotation, cellular component: Golgi apparatus. Lineage: Eukaryota; Metazoa; Chordata; Actinopteri; Perciformes; Percidae. The transcript has 9 exons. Bases 283 to 1524 code for a protein of 413 amino acids. Gene Ontology annotation, biological process: protein palmitoylation. Gene Ontology annotation, molecular function: palmitoyltransferase activity.
GGUUACCACUCUGCAUCUCCCCUGCAUGUUUCUAAGAGGUUUUUGGCCUGGAGCUGUGGAUUUGCUGUGAAUUAUUAACAGGAGAAGUUCAUUUGUAUGGGGCUGAUGGGCUGAUGGGCGGAGCUCAUUACCCCGUCCUUGUUUUUCUUGGACCGACGUGUGUCACACAGGGGAUUCUGUCACAGAAUGGGACCAGUGCUCUUGUUUCUUGGCCGUCUGUUAACUUUUUGAAAUGUGCCAGGAGCUCUCACAACUGACUUUUUUUCCAUAAGGAGGCAGAGAAUGACGAUGGAAAACUCCGCAGCAAUCAGGCUGCGCUACGACGAGCUGUUUUUUUACGCGGCCUGCGUUUGUAACGGAUGGUGUGCGUUUCUGUGCGUGUGUGUGUGUCUGGACGGCAGAGUGUGUAGGAGAGGCGGUGGCAUGCGUGUGAGCAGCAGCUGGAGGUGGCAGCUCUCCCGGGCCAUGAGACUAGCGCUGUGCUGGUGCCGGCUGUGCCGCCCGCAGAAAGGAGGCCGACGCUGGGGAUUCAAGCCGUGGGUCAGCGGCAGGUCUGUGGAGCUGUGGAGCUACAGCAAGCUGCUGCUCAGGUCACUGUACUUCAACAGCCUCAGCAACGGCGACACGCUGCUGGACUGCGCGUUUGAACCCGUCUACUGGAUUGUGGACAACGUCACCCGCUGGUUCGGAGUGGUGUUUGUCUGUCUAGUCGUACUGCUGACCACCUCGGUUGUGCUCAUCAUCUACCUGUUCGUCCUACCCACAAUCCUCAGAACUUACCCGUUGCCCUUGGUGGUCUGGCACCUCUGCUGUGGCCACUGGCUUCUUCUCAUGGUGGUCUUCCAUUACUACAAGGCCACCACCACCUCCCCCGGACACCCGCCCAAGGGCAAAGUUCAUAUUCCCUCAGUGUCCAUGUGUAAGAAAUGCAUCGCUCCAAAGCCGCCCAGGACGCACCACUGCAGCAUCUGCAACACGUGUGUUUUGAAGAUGGACCACCACUGUCCCUGGUUGAACAACUGUGUGGGCCAUUUCAACCACCGCUACUUCUUAUCCUUCUGCCUAUACAUGACCCUGGGCUGCAUCUACUGCAGCAGCAGCAGCAAGGAACUGUUUCUGGAGGCCUACAGUGCUAUAGAGAGAUACUAUCAGACCCCUCCUCCGCCCGACGCUGUCCAAGAGACCACUGCUUACAAGAGUAUCAUCUUCCUCUGGGUGCUGACCAGCUCGGUGGCGGUGGCUCUCGGAGGACUCACCCUGUGGCACAUCAUCCUCAUCAGCAGAGGAGAGAGCAGCGUGGAGCGCCACAUCAACAAAAAAGAGAUCACAAGACUCCGGGAGAAGGGCAAGGUGUUCAAAAAUCCAUAUCAUCAUGGUACGAUAAACAAUUGGAAGUUACUGUUGGGCGUGGAAAAAAGGAGUCACUGGUUCACACGGGUCCUCCUGCCCUCCAGCCAUCUUCCCAACGGGGACGGCAUCGUGUGGGACUGCACCUUCACCAGAAGGGACCCCAUGGCCAUCUGAUCAAUCCUCAGCCUUUAUUUUUAUUUUUUUUCUCUCUAACCCAUAUGAAAAAUGUGUUACGCUGUCGUGACCAGCUCGGGACGAGGAGGAGAAGCUAACAAUGAUCUGACGAGGAAAAAGAAACUUUGUAGUUAACACAAAUACACACACUGUUUUUGCUGCGUGUUGGUAUUUGCACUGGACAUGGAAAGAACCGCCCAGUGAUUGGUCGUCUCGGGAGCCGUCAUCAUUUCCCAGCGGUCUCCAGUCAUCCUUGCACAGUGGGUCUAAUCGUAGACCUUGCCACCAGCCGACGUCAGCCUGCGGCUGCAGCGCUGUUGACGAGUUAAGAUUUAUAAAUGGUGCUGCUGGCCAGCAUUGUUGGGAAGCCCAAAGCUCUCUCCCACCCAUUUUGUAAAGACAACAAAGACUCUGCGCUUCUCUUGGACUAAAAGCCUUGCACCACCACUACAUCCUCUUUAGACAAGUCAUUUGUAAGGUAAUGGGAUGGAUGGGGGGGGUAGGGUAAUGUGGGAGGCAUUGGAGAACACCAGAGCCUGCAGUUACAGCGUAUUAAAAGGUCCUAUGUGUCGCAUUCUCAUACAUUAAUACAGCGCGCACACAACUGAAUUGUGUGGGUGG